This is a messenger RNA of Tetrapisispora phaffii CBS 4417, 2802 nucleotides long. It is a transcript of the gene TPS2, whose product is annotated as trehalose-phosphatase TPS2. Bases 1 to 2802 code for a protein of 933 amino acids. NCBI's taxonomy places the organism in Eukaryota, Fungi, Ascomycota, Saccharomycetes, Saccharomycetales, Saccharomycetaceae. Gene Ontology annotation, biological process: cellular response to heat; trehalose biosynthetic process; fungal-type cell wall organization. Gene Ontology annotation, cellular component: cytosol; alpha,alpha-trehalose-phosphate synthase complex (UDP-forming). The record is from RefSeq and is a predicted model, not a curated record. The transcript has a single exon. Gene Ontology annotation, molecular function: catalytic activity.
AUGGCUAAACAAAGAAUUAUUAAUUGUGUAGGACAGCUACCUUUCAAUAUCCAAUUGAAUGGGUAUAAUGAUGAAUGGAACAUUAAACCUUUAUUGACAAACCCUGCGUUAUAUACUUCUUUCCAAUAUUUGAAUGACAAUGAAAAUUACGAACAGCAUAUAGUCGGUUGGACAGGUGAAAUUACAAGAGACGACGUUCCAAUAUUUGCCAAACAUGAAGAAGAUGAACAAAUAAAUGAAGAUGAAACUGAGUUGAAAGAUUUGGAUUCAAAAGUCAUUAACGCAGAUAUUUUGGAUCAACAUUUGAAAAACGAUUUGAAUAACUUGGAGAAAUCUUCAAGUUCUGCUGUGAAUAAUGACGACCCACUUUAUUUGAGCAACCAACAGUUGGAUUCAUUGAACUCUGCGUUGAAGAGUUACCUGUAUAGCGAUCCUUCUGCUCCGGAGAAGAAAAAUGAAGAAGGCAAUACGUUCAACGUGAAUGUUGACAACGUUCAUCCGGUCUGGCUGCUAAGAAGAGAUCAAAAGAGAUGGAGAAUGUAUGCUGAAAACAUUAUAUGGCCAACGUUUCAUUAUAUAUUGAAGCAGAAUGCUGAAGGUGAGAAAGAGAAGGAUUGGUGGUACGAUUACGUCAAAUUCAAUGAAGCUUACGCCAUGGAAAUUUCAAAAAUUUACAAGAAUGGGGAUGUCAUUUGGAUUCAUGAUUACUAUCUGUUGUUAUUACCACAAUUAUUGAGAAUGCAAUUGAAUGAUAGAGACGAUAAUAUUAAAAUUGCUUAUUUCCAUCAUACCUCUUGGCCAAGUAAUGAGUAUUUUAGAUGUUUACCAAGAAGAAAACAAAUCUUGGACGGUUUGGUAGGAGCUGACAGAGUUACAUUUCAAAAUGAUGGCUUCGCUAGACAUUUUGUUUCUUCAUGUAAGAGAUUGUUGGAUUGUACUCACAAAAAGAUUUUCAAUAACACGUUUGACUUAGAUCAAUAUAAUUUAAGUGUUUAUGGUGGUGAUAUUAUUGUUGAUUCAUUGCCAAUUGGUAUAGAUUCUAAAAGCUUCUUGAAGAAUGCAUUCAAUAAAAAUGUCGAUGCAAAGGUUUUAGCAAUUAAACAGGCUUAUCAAGGUAAAAAAAUCAUCAUUGGUAGAGAUCGUUUGAAUGAAACUACAGGAGUAAUUCAAAAACUAAGAGCCUUUGAAACAUUUUUAGCUAUGAAUCCAGAAUGGAUUGGUAAAGUGUGUUUAAUUCAAGUUAGUAGUCCUAUUGCUAAUAGAUAUAAUUCAUCCAUUAUCAAAUUAGAACAACAAAUCAACGACAUAGUUAAUUCUAUUAAUGCUCAAUAUGGUGAGUUGAAUUUUACACCUGUACAGCAUUACUACAUGAGAAUACCAAAUGAUGUUUAUCUAUCUCUAUUGAGAGCUGCUGAUUUGUGUCUAGUCACAACCGUCAGAGAUGGCAUAAAUACCACCUCAUUAGAGUACGUCACCUUAAAAUCUCACGAAUCCCAAUUCCAUUGCUACGGUGAUCCUUUGAUUAUAAGUGAGUUUUCGGGUAGCAGCACCGUCUUGAAAGAUGCAAUGAUUGUUAACCCUUGGGAUUCAGUUGCUGUUGCUAAAAAGAUAAAGAAGGCUUUUUCAUUAACAAAAGAGGAGAAAUAUGCUUUACAAAAAACAGUUUGGAGUCAAGUUCCAAUUAUACAAAAUUGGACAGAUAAAUUACUUGAUUCCUUUAAAGAGAUUACGGAUAAAAACGAAAGUACUGAUCCUGCAGAAAGGAAAAUUACACCAGCCUUAAAUAGGCCAGUUCUAUUAGACGAUUAUAAUAAAGCACAACGCCGUUUAUUUUUAUUUGAUUAUGACGGUACUUUAACUCCGAUCGUUCAAGAUCCAGCUGCGGCUAUUCCAACUGCUAGACUGUACUCAAUUUUGAAUAAGCUUGUAGCAGAUCCUAAAAAUGAAAUCUGGAUCAUUUCAGGCCGUGACUCAAAAUUUUUAAACAAAUGGUUGGGCUCAAAAGUCCCUGAACUAGGAUUAAGUGCUGAGCACGGUUGUUUCAUUAAAAAUGCAAAUACUAAAAAUUGGAUUAACUUGGCAGAAGCAUACGACAUGACUUGGCAAAAAUUAGUUGCUGAAAAAAUGCAAGAAUUUACCGAUCGUACACCUGGUUCGUUUAUUGAAACUAAAAAAGUUGCACUAACAUGGCAUUACAGAAAGGCUGUUCCGGAAUUAGGGGAAUUUAGUGCGAAAGAAUUGAAGAAUGAGUUAUUAAAAUUCUCUGAUGUUCAUGACUUGGAGGUUAUGGAUGGUAAAGCUAAUAUUGAAGUUCGUCCAAAAUUUGUGAAUAAGGGUGAAAUUGUUAAGAGAUUAAUUUGGAAUAAACAUGGGGAGACUCCUGACUUUUUAAAGGGUGCUGAUACAGGAAAGCCAUUCGAACAGAUGGCAGAUUUUGUUUUGUGUUUAGGUGAUGAUCGUACUGAUGAAGACAUGUUCAAGCAAUUAAACUCUGUUCAUGAUAUAUGGUCAGAAAAGUAUCCAGACAUGAAAAAUGGAAAUGGAAGUUACGGUCUAUACCCUGUUUCAGUUGGUUCUGGUAAGAAAAAGACAGUGGCUAAAGCACAUUUAACCGAUCCUCAGCAAGUAUUAGAAACAUUAGGUUUACUUAUUGGUAAUGUUAACUUAUUUGAAAGUGCAGGUACUGUUAAUUUGGAUACCAGAGGUCAUGUAAAGGAUAGCGAAAGAAGUAAAAAGUCGAAACAGGCUUCAGUUGCCUAUGCAUUGAGGAGAUCAGCAUCAAAUACUAAUAUAAAAAAAUAA